Panicum virgatum (switchgrass) is the source of this 1140-nucleotide messenger RNA. RefSeq names its product probable plastid-lipid-associated protein 4, chloroplastic. NCBI's taxonomy places the organism in Eukaryota, Viridiplantae, Streptophyta, Magnoliopsida, Poales, Poaceae. The record is from RefSeq and is a predicted model, not a curated record. The coding region runs from base 122 to 907 and encodes 261 amino acids. The transcript has 6 exons.
CGCUCUAUCCACCACUCAAAAAACACGCGACGCCUUCGUCGAGAAAUCGCGGUCGCGUCGCGCCCCCGCGACUUCCACCGCAAAUCGCACGCAAAAAUCCCACUCGCCGCCGCGCCCUGCCAUGGCGCCCGCCUCGCUUCCGCUCUCCUUUCCGCGCGCGGCCGGCGCGCCUCUCCCGCCGCCAGCCAGCCACGGCACCAGCGUCGCCGCGUGCUCGCACCUUGCCGCGCCGUCGCGGGGCACCGGGCGGAGGAGAGGGCCGCGCGUCGCGCUCGCAGCGGCACCGGCCGGGCGCCAGGGCGGCAGGUGGAGGGCGGGCGUGUCGUCCUUCUCCUUCCUCCCGUCGUUCUUCACGGGGAAUAAAGGGGAAAAGGACGCCGAGAAGGCGAUGAGGCUCAAGGAGGAGCUGCUCGCCGCCAUCGCGCCGCUCGACCGCGGCGCCGAGGCCACGCCCGAGGACAAGGAGCGCGUCGAGCAGAUUGUUCAGCAGCUGGAGGCGGUGAACCAGGUGAAGGAGCCGCUCAAGUCCGAUCUCAUCAACGGCAAAUGGGAGCUUCUCUACACCACCUCCACAACCAUACUGCAACCACAGAGGCCAAAGUAUCUGAGGCCAUUUGGGAAGAUUUAUCAAGCAAUCAACGCCGACACUUUGAGAGCCCAAAACAUGGAAACCUGGCCUUACUUUAAUCAGGUUACUGCCAACUUGGUGCCUCUUAAUCCUAGAAGAGUGGCAGUUCAGUUUGAUUACUUCAAGAUAUUUAGUUUGAUCCCAAUCAAAUCACCUGGAAGUGGUAAAGGUGAACUAGAAAUUACUUAUCUUGAUGAAGAGCUCAGGGUUUCAAGAGGAGACAAGGGAAAUUUGUUUGUAUUGAAGAUGGUUGACCCAACAUACAGAGUUCCAUUGUAACAAUGUAAAACGAUAACACCUUUUGCAAUGUAGUUCUUAAAAUAUAUGUCAGUAUAGAUUUAGGUGUCAGCUUUAUGUGUAACAUUACCUGGGGUGACGUAAUGCCUGUAAAUAUUAAAGAUUCUACUUGAUAUGUGGGAAUCCCAUUGGAACCAGUUACAGGGCCCCAUAGUUAAGCAUAGCUGAUAUAGAACAUGCCUCAUGAAAACUAAAAUAUAUCGAUGCUUGGAGAA